Molecule: messenger RNA, 366 nt
Organism: Parnassius apollo (apollo)
Lineage: Eukaryota; Metazoa; Arthropoda; Insecta; Lepidoptera; Papilionidae
Source: the annotation of a GenBank genome assembly
AUGAUAAUUGACACAAUGGUCAAUCACAAUUACCAGCGCAAAUCUCGACGCGACUACUUACGUUCGGUGGCUAUAGAACUUAUAAAGGCUCAAAUGCGACAGAGACUUAUGACUAAAAACUUACCUCGGACUAUCAAGGAGAAGAUCAUGAUGUUUUUAGAAGUAAAAGAGAGUAAUUUAGUGCCUGAAGAUGAAGUUAUACCAAAAAAGAGAACCAAAACAGCCAGAUGUUACGACUGCGGAAGAGCCAAAGAUAGAUCGACCAGAACAUUUUGCCAGAAGUGUCAGAAGCCUGUGUGCAAUGACCAUAAAUAUCCUGUAUGCCUUGGUUGUUAUAAUAAAUAUGUAACCGAGCCCAAAGAAUAG